This is a messenger RNA of Sphaerulina musiva SO2202, 1353 nucleotides long. RefSeq lists its product as uncharacterized. The coding region runs from base 291 to 1184 and encodes 297 amino acids. Lineage: Eukaryota; Fungi; Ascomycota; Dothideomycetes; Mycosphaerellales; Mycosphaerellaceae. The record is from RefSeq and is a predicted model, not a curated record. The transcript has a single exon.
CUUUACUACCUCUAGACUGUCCUUUCAGUGACCCGAGCAGCACAUCUCUCAGCUCGACUACGCGUAUGAGUGUGGAAUUCAGUCCCCAAGAGUCGCGUCUCGAAGGGCUGUUUCUAGAGGAACUAGAACCACGGCGUCGAAAGGAUGAUGACGAUGACAAUUUCGCCAGACAUCAUGUCAACGGACAUGUUGUACCUCUUCCACUGAUCAAAUAGCACUGACAGACAGCAGUCCGCGCCAUCACAUCUCCAGCAUCUGCCGUACCUAUCAGAAGAGAAUCCCUUCUCAAAAUGCCCUCCGAAGGCCUCCAAAUCAAGGACCUCAAUCCGUCAAUCACGACCUUCACAGCUCCCUUCAACCGCUUCGCCCCUCUCGGCCGCUCACUUCCCACCUUCAUAGCAGUCGGCAACCGCGCCACCGCUGUGCGCCUUGUCAACUCCCAAAUCCUCCUCCUCAAUCCCAUACAGCUCGAGCCCAGAAUUCAAAACAAGCUCGACCAACUGGGUGGUGUACACUACCUCGCUUGCGAUCUGGGCCAUCACAUGUACGUCGCUUCAUACCUCCACAUCUGGCCCACGGCCAAAACGAUAGGCGUGCCAGGGUUGGAGGGGAAGCGUAAGGACGUGAAAUGGGAUUAUAUCAUCGACUCCUCUAGUAGAAAGAAGAAGAACAACAACAGCGACAACGACGACGUCAUGGGAAACAAAAGCGAUAUGUACCCCAGCUGCCUCGAGCUCGAUCUCGAGUUCGUCUUCUUUGAAGGCUUCAUCACAAAUUGCAUCGCCUGGUAUCACAGGCCCACCAAAACCUUGAUUCAAUCCGAUUUACUCAUGAACCUACCUUGCACAGAACAGUAUGAUCCGUCUUCUUCAGCAACACAAGGACCUGGAUCGUGGCUAUUUGCUCAACUAGCAAAUCCAAGAUCUGAUGGAUUUCGGAGGUUGAUUUGGUAUAUUGCUACAGUAGAUUAUAGCUUGGUCAGGAGAGACGCUAAAGCUGUUGCCGAGUGGGAGAUUCAGCGCAUUAUACCCUGUCAUGGGGAUGUGAUUGAAGGAGGAGGCAAUGAGGUGUGGGAGGAGGCGUAUAAGUGGUUCUUGAUGGGAGGGUCAAGACCUGAUGUGUUCAGAUCGUUGGUGGAUCGUGUGGGGUUUAUGAGGUUGGUGAGGCGUGUAUUCUUGAUGUGAAAGCUGUGUGGUGAAUGCUUAAAUCACUUUUACUUGCCUACAUGUAGUCACAAGUGACAAGAAGCCGCGAAAUUAGAAGAGACCGAGGAUGAGAGACCUCUACCACAAGCCUAAAAAUUGCCUUCUUUUCGGGAGUUGCAGAUGCUAUGGCGGGAGGCCUAUGUAUUCA